Punica granatum (pomegranate) is the source of this 907-nucleotide messenger RNA. The record is from RefSeq and is a predicted model, not a curated record. NCBI's taxonomy places the organism in Eukaryota, Viridiplantae, Streptophyta, Magnoliopsida, Myrtales, Lythraceae.
CAACAUGUGGAUAAGAUGAGGACACAACCAACCCCAAAAUCUUGGCAGUUAACCGCAAGACUGAGAGGUAAGUGUCUGCGUCUCCGUCUCUUCCUCUGUCUCUGUCAUUGUUGGGUUAUGAAGUUUAAGGAUAAGGCUGGCAAAAGGGACAAAGAAUUGUUGAGUUUUGGGGCCAGAAAAUGAAAGAGGCGGCAUUGCCCAUACUAGAAAUAAUUAACAGAUUGUGAAGCAGCAGGAGAAUGUUACUUCAUGUUAAUGGAUGGAGUCGAUGGACUAGGAUGGCUCGGAUCAGUUGCGCAUCAUCGGCACAACGCUCACAUUCGGGUUCGAAAGCGAGUGCCCGAGUUAAAAUUGGAAGGCGCGCCCUUGCCGCCGCUGGGUGGACCCUGUCCUUGUCCCUGUUGCUGCCAACUGCCAUUUCUCAGGCGGAACCGGAACAGGAGCCGGAGUCAGAGACGCUGUCAAACAUACCGCAGGAGCUGUCGGGGGAGUGCCCCACCCCAAAGGACUGCAGGAAGCCGAGGAUCCAGCGGCCCAAGUCGAGGAAGGCGGAGUCUUGCACCACCAAGUGUGUCACCACCUGCAUUCGUGGCGGCAAUGGGUCUCCUGGAGAGGGCCCGCUUAACAUAAGGGGGCCUUUGGUCGUAUUCAAGGAGGGAUUCCGGAGCCGUCGAUACUGUUUGGUCGAAUGCUCUGAUAUAUGCAACCUGAUUGGAGAUCAAGACUAUGGCCCUUAAAUACUUGUAUAUAGGCGGCCUCCAUUACCCAUUCUCAGAAAUUUUUGAGUGUUAAGGACUUGAGAUCCCGGGUUUCUGAAUAUACUGCAUCAAAUUUUUACCUCAUUGUUGAUUGUCCAAAGACAAAUAUCUUUGCAUAGCUGGGAACAAUAGAUGGCAUGUUCUUUUCA